GCUUCAUUACUCACCUAAGCUUCCUAUUACAGCCAUACUCAUCUUUAACAUCUCUCCUGCAAUCUCUUCUUUCUCAGUUUUCUCAACACUCACUAUGGCUAGCCUCAAGCUCGUUUUCGUCUUGGCUUUUGCAUUGUUGGUGGUUGCACCAGUGGCUCUUUCCCUUAACUGCGGUCAGGUUACGUCCAACCUGGGCCCAUGCCUCAACUACCUGAAGACUACUGGUACCGGUGCUCCACCUCCCAGCUGCUGCAAUGGAGUUAAGACCCUAAACAACGAAGCCACCACCACAAAAGACCGCCAAGAUGCUUGCCGAUGCCUGCAAAACACCGCUAAGAGUCUCCCUGGAUUGAACGCUAACACUGCCGCUGGCCUCCCUUCCAAAUGCGGAGUUAACAUUCCCUACAAGAUCAGCACCUCCACCAACUGCGCUAGCAUCAAGUGAAGUGUAUGGACUGGUGAUUUUCGGCACGAAGUUAUUAUAGUGUGAGAAGAAUAAUAAGGAAGGAUGUUUUGUAUCCGGAUGGUUCUCCCUUAUCUGAGAUCUGUCUCAUUUCCUAGUCCUAGUUUGUGUCUUUAGAUUUUAUGUCGUCCAUGCGAGUCGGUGUAAUAAAGUCUAUUCAAAUAAUAUAAGUUAUUUUAUAUGUUUUUAAAUA
This is a messenger RNA of Pistacia vera, 656 nucleotides long. RefSeq names its product non-specific lipid-transfer protein 1-like. Gene Ontology annotation, biological process: lipid transport. NCBI's taxonomy places the organism in Eukaryota, Viridiplantae, Streptophyta, Magnoliopsida, Sapindales, Anacardiaceae. The record is from RefSeq and is a predicted model, not a curated record. The transcript has 2 exons. Gene Ontology annotation, molecular function: lipid binding. Gene Ontology annotation, cellular component: membrane. Bases 95 to 445 code for a protein of 116 amino acids.